AUGAAAAUAGCAUUGAAUCUUAUGAGGUUAACGCGGGUUGCGUAGUGCCCCUGAAACACUGGAGUGGCCUCUUAAGGCUGUCCCCAGACGGGUGUCUGACUUGUGGUGGUGUGACACAGGGGGUGCCAACCACGACACUUACUCAUACGUCAUACGCCGUUCUAUCUCAUUGUAUAAACCGGUGUGGCAUUAAAUUUUGCGGUCGAUUAGGAUAGGUUAGCUACAUUAUAAAUACUUUAAAACAUUGUGGAUGGUUGGUUAUAUUAGGAAAGUAUAGUACAUUCCAAAAUACUGUAAAAUCAUUUUAUGGUUGCUUAGCAAAUAACUUUAGAUAUGUAGCUAUCCAGCGCUAGGAAACCGUUUACUUGAUUUCACAGUAUCUUUAAUGUAGCUAUCCUAACCAAAUCAACCGUCCGCAAUGUUUUAAAGUAUUUAUAAUGUAGCUAACCUAACCUAAUUGACCAUUAGUAGUUAUCAUGAGUUGUCCAAAAUAAACAUUCACGGACACACGGCAAACGAAAAAUAUGGCGGCGUACAAAUAAAUACAGUUGCCUUGUUUAUGGUCUUUCCUUUUAUCGACACCGCUAUAUUUAUUUACAAUGAACAAAAAAAUAAACCGAAGAUGCACGAUCGGGCGUCUGGCUCUCUCGUCUGUGAAAAGGCUUCCCAAGUGAAAGACUGGAACUAUUCUCCUGGGCGCGCGACAGUGGCGCUGCGGCGGGCAAGCCGCGGACAGGCGGUGGGAAGUCACUCUUGGCUCGGGCGGUCGCGAAGCGAGAGCUCGCGUAAAACAGUCAAGCAAAAUAUUAACGACAUGACGUGUGUAAGUCCAGGUGUGCUGUACGUUUAACCGGGUGUUUAACGGAAGGAUGUUGCCUACUGAAGUGUCGCCGUGAAACUUUUAUAGACGUAAUUUACCUUUUUUUCGCAAAUUGCACCGUGCGGCCAUUAGCAAAUGGUGUGCGAAUUUUCAUUGAACUUGUCAGAGGGCUGCGGUUAAUGAAUUUUAGCACAAAUUUCCCGAUACACAGCAAGCCAGGUGUUAACACUGCUACGAGGAACAUCUGUGUAGCGGCCAGGCUACUGAGUGCUUGGAACAUGCAGGAGUAACAUUGCGUGUCGCAAUUGUACGUCCUCCCGCAUCACAGGCGCGCCGGCCAGCGACCUGCCAUGGUCCCAGGUGUAGCCCGGAGCUGAGCUGGGUCGGCCGCGCUUGGCGGCUGCUCCUAUCAGCGAGAGAUAAGACAAGGCCUGUGCUUGUUUGGGCGGGCACACCAGGUUCCUGAGGCUACCUGAGAGCUUCCGGGCGGCGCGGGUGUUCGAGGCAGUGUCUGCAGGGAGCGACCCAGAUGGAAGCCUGCGACACGCUCCCAGGCGCGGAGCGGGUGCUCGGCCAUAGCAGCGAGGCCAGCUGCUGCGAGGUGCUCAGGACGCAGGCCUGGCUGCGCCGCCAGACACACCUGCACGCCCGCACAGACGCCGGCAGCGUGCUGCGCUUCCUGCGAGGCUGCAAGUUCAACGAGGAGCGCACCAGGCACAAGCUCACCAACUUCUACGUCAUGAAGGCAAAAGUUCCCGAGUGGUUCAGCAGCAGGGACCCGCUGCUGCCGCCGCUGCAGGAGAUGCUGAACCUGGGGGUGUUCCUGCCGCUGCGACGCCACUGCGCCGAGGGCCACCUCAGCGUCCUGAUCCGCGCCGCGGCGCACGACCCGAAGGCCCAGGAGCUCGACGACGUCUUCAAGGCGGGCCAUGCCGUGGUGGAUGCGCUGCUGGAGGAGGACGAGCUGGUGUCCGUGUACGGCGUGGUGGCCGUGUGCGACCUGGCCGGGGUGUCCCUGGGCCACGCGCGCCAGCUCACCCCGAGCAUCAUCAAGAAGGCCGUGCACUCCUGGCAGAACUGCUACCCCGUGCGCAUCAAGAGUCUGGUGUUCAUAAAUGCGCCACUCCACGUUGGUGUUGUGCUCAGCGUCUUCAAGCGGUUCAUGUCUGAGAAACUGAGGAACAGAGUGCAGAUAUUCUACACAGGCUCCGACUACCUGAAGGGGAUCUCAGAUCCACAGUUGCUGCCCCAGGAGUACGGCGGGGAAGGAGGGAAGCUGCAAGAUCUGAUUGACUACUGGAAACAGCACAUGGUAGAGCGCCGUGAUUGGCUGCUACAGCAAGAGAUGUACAAGGCAGAUGUCUGACAAGGUUCAACAACUAUGUACCUAUGUGCACACCCAAGUAAAUGUGCACUGCAGUAUGUUUGUACACAGUUCUGUAACUUUACUUUAUGUACUUCAGUUUAACUGAGACUACUAGUGCAAAAAACCAUGUGGCUACAAAAUGUUGGAAAACGUAAUUUUUUUUGUGUGUGUUUCUUCGGGGGAAAAAAACUCUUGGCUUCAAGAUUUCAUUGAAAUUUAAAAUUUAUAGCCUCAAAAUGUAUAAUCAUUCAUUUUACUCUAGUUUGAGCCCAAGUUUUUUUUUCAAUGCAACUCCAAUUCCUGAAUGAGCAAUCCAAUUAAGGUUUGUGAAGCACACACAAGGCAGGGAUUUUUAGUCUUACAAAUACUUGAUCACCCCCCCCCCCCCCUUCUUUUUUUCCUCAUUUGGUUUCAGUGUUCAUUUAUCACCCAUUUUUACUUGACAUGUCACAAGAGUUAACAGCAUAUAUUAGCAUUCGUUUCCUGUGAGUAAAAAUUCAGCUCUGCUUCCAUAAAAAAAAACAUUCAUAUAUGCCCAUAAACAUAUUUGUAAAACUUUAAAGUUCAAGCUUCCACCAACAAUUUAUGUAAGCAGUUAUCUAUAACACAAAGUUGAAAAAAUAUCUAUCAUAUACGGUAUGUUCAUUCCCCACAAUACAAAACAAAAUAAAAACUAAUUUUUUCCUGCAUUUUCUAACAAGCCCCUGUUCCUUGACUUCUUACCUUGAAUUUACAUAACUUUAAAAUACAAAGACAUUUCUCAUGUAACUAGCCAACUGUAUACAUAUCAUUUUUAUUUAGGGGCAAUCAUGUAAUGCCCAUAUAGUGCCUUCCAUUAUAAAUGUAGGUAGUGACAUUGUAACAUAAGUGAAAAAAAAAAAUUUUAGUAAAAAGUAUUUUAUAAUGAACUGUAACUAAAUAGAAAACAUCUUGUAGGUAUCUUAUAAUUAGAUACCCCUUAAAGCUUAAAGUGAGGUACUUUAUAUUGAGAUAACUUUGUUCCUAGUUAAAAGUGUUUAGUAAAGUAACUGAGAUUUGUCAACUAGGUACUUUAAGCACAUACCUACAUAUUUAUCUGUGAUUAAUUUUUUUCAAGAAUUGUUAAUAAGUGUAAAUUUGUUUAAAUGUGCUGUUUUAGAUUUAGGUGAUGAUGUGAUUAUUUUGUACAUGGACAAUAAUUAAUUGUUGUGAACUAUUAGUUGUAAAACUGAGGUUGUGAAAAUAAAUUAAAAAAUUCUGAAUAUAAAAA
Bacillus rossius redtenbacheri is the source of this 3435-nucleotide messenger RNA. RefSeq names its product retinol-binding protein pinta-like. NCBI's taxonomy places the organism in Eukaryota, Metazoa, Arthropoda, Insecta, Phasmatodea, Bacillidae. Gene Ontology annotation, molecular function: phosphatidylinositol bisphosphate binding. Bases 1350 to 2186 code for a protein of 278 amino acids. The transcript is spliced from 8 exons. The record is from RefSeq and is a predicted model, not a curated record. Gene Ontology annotation, cellular component: membrane.